Messenger RNA from Glycine soja, 2800 nucleotides. RefSeq names its product pentatricopeptide repeat-containing protein At5g13270, chloroplastic-like. The coding region runs from base 222 to 2483 and encodes 753 amino acids. Gene Ontology annotation, molecular function: protein binding; RNA binding; zinc ion binding. The transcript has a single exon. Gene Ontology annotation, biological process: RNA modification. NCBI's taxonomy places the organism in Eukaryota, Viridiplantae, Streptophyta, Magnoliopsida, Fabales, Fabaceae. The record is from RefSeq and is a predicted model, not a curated record.
UUAACCCUUAUGGACGGUAGUCGGUAGAAAUAAAAAAGGGCCCAAAAGAGAAAGAAAAGUCCAAAGCGGGCGCUGCAGAAUCAGGUUUGUUCUUUCCCCUCUUUCUAGAUUGAGAUCUCAGGUUUCCUUUACUGAAGUUCUGUUUCAUGUAUGUAUGAUUCAAUCACACUUCCCAAGGCUUAUCCAACCCCUCCUUCUCUUGUUCCAUCUGACCAAACUAAAUGUCUUCAAUAACUUGUCAGUGCUCUUGGCUGCUUUCCAAUGAUGCCAGACAUGCCAAUUUUGCUCAAAUCCCUUCAUGGGUCUCUUUGAAAAGCACUCAUUCUUCAUUCAGGACCCAUCAAAAUCAACAAGGCCAAGUUGAAAACUUGCAUUUGAUUUCUUUAGCCAAACAGGGGAAGCUUAGACAAGUGCACGAAUUCAUUAGAAACAUGGACAUAGCCGGGAUUUCCAUUAAUCCCCGAUCAUACGAAUACCUCUUUAAAAUGUGUGGAACAUUGGGUGCAUUGUCUGAUGGAAAAUUGUUUCAUAAUAGACUGCAGAGAAUGGCCAAUAGCAAUAAGUUCAUUGAUAAUUGCAUCCUUCAAAUGUAUUGCGACUGUAAGAGUUUCACAGCUGCAGAGAGAUUCUUUGAUAAAAUAGUUGAUCGGGAUUUGUCCUCUUGGGCCACCAUUAUAUCUGCUUACACUGAGGAAGGACGUAUAGACGAAGCUGUUGGAUUGUUCUUGCGUAUGCUGGAUUUGGGGAUUAUACCAAACUUCUCUAUCUUCAGUACUCUUAUAAUGUCAUUUGCAGAUCCUUCAAUGUUAGACCUUGGCAAACAGAUACAUUCUCAGCUGAUAAGGAUUGAGUUUGCUGCUGAUAUUUCUAUUGAGACAUUAAUCUCCAAUAUGUAUGUAAAGUGUGGGUGGUUGGAUGGUGCUGAAGUGGCCACCAAUAAGAUGACUAGGAAAAGUGCUGUGGCUUGCACUGGGUUGAUGGUGGGCUAUACUCAAGCUGCAAGGAACAGGGAUGCUCUGUUGUUAUUUUCCAAGAUGAUAAGUGAAGGUGUAGAGUUGGAUGGGUUUGUUUUUUCAAUAAUUCUCAAGGCUUGUGCUGCUUUAGGAGACUUAUACACUGGAAAGCAAAUUCAUAGUUACUGUAUAAAACUUGGCUUGGAAUCCGAGGUCUCCGUUGGUACUCCACUAGUGGAUUUUUAUGUUAAGUGUGCAAGGUUUGAAGCUGCGCGUCAAGCAUUUGAGAGCAUACAUGAACCAAAUGAUUUCUCAUGGAGUGCUUUAAUCGCUGGAUAUUGCCAAAGUGGUAAAUUUGACAGGGCUCUUGAGGUUUUUAAGACAAUAAGAAGUAAAGGAGUGUUAUUGAAUUCAUUCAUCUAUAACAACAUUUUCCAAGCAUGCUCUGCUGUCUCAGAUUUGAUUUGCGGUGCUCAAAUCCAUGCAGAUGCAAUAAAGAAGGGGCUAGUUGCAUACCUCUCUGGGGAGAGUGCUAUGAUCACUAUGUACUCAAAAUGCGGCAAAGUGGACUAUGCACAUCAAGCAUUUUUGGCAAUAGAUAAACCUGAUACUGUUGCAUGGACUGCAAUAAUAUGUGCUCAUGCUUACCAUGGCAAAGCUUCUGAAGCUUUAAGGCUUUUUAAAGAGAUGCAGGGGUCUGGUGUAAGGCCAAAUGUGGUCACUUUCAUAGGUUUGUUAAAUGCUUGCAGUCAUUCAGGUUUAGUUAAAGAGGGAAAGCAGUUUUUGGAUUCAAUGACUGACAAAUAUGGUGUGAACCCAACAAUUGAUCAUUACAAUUGCAUGAUUGAUAUAUACUCUCGUGCUGGACUGCUGCUGGAGGCUCUUGAGGUGAUAAGGAGUAUGCCAUUUGAGCCUGAUGUUAUGAGUUGGAAGAGUUUAUUAGGAGGAUGUUGGAGCCGGCGGAAUCUUGAGAUUGGGAUGAUUGCUGCUGACAACAUCUUUCGCCUGGACCCACUAGACUCUGCUACUUAUGUGAUCAUGUUCAACUUGUAUGCUUUGGCUGGGAAGUGGGAUGAAGCAGCACAAUUUAGAAAGAUGAUGGCUGAAAGGAACUUGAGGAAGGAAGUCAGUUGCAGCUGGAUUAUUGUGAAGGGUAAAGUCCACCGUUUUGUGGUAGGUGAUAGACACCACCCUCAAACAGAACAAAUAUACUCAAAAUUAAAAGAACUCAAUGUUUCUUUCAAAAAGGGUGAGGAGCGCCUUCUCAAUGAAGAAAAUGCUCUAUGUGACUUUACUGAACGAAAAGAUCAACUUCUUGAUCAUAGUGAAAGACUAGCUAUAGCCUAUGGUCUCAUAUGCACUGCAGCUGAUACCCCCAUUAUGGUAUUCAAAAAUACACGAUCAUGCAAAGACUGCCAUGAAUUUGCAAAAAGAGUCUCAGUAGUAACUGGUCGUGAAUUAGUUGUGAGAGAUGGCAACAGGUUUCAUCAUAUUAAUUCAGGGGAAUGUUCUUGCCGUGAUUAUUGGUGAUCUUAACUUCGUUCUUUUCAAGGCCUCAGCAGCUUGGUUUUCUUAAUGCUGCCUCAGUUACAGUGUUGAAUCAUCUAUAAUUCUAUAUAUAUACACAAUUGGAUAUGCAGACCUUUUGUUGGGUAACUGUAUCAUAAACCAAUGCUUGGUGCGGAUCACAUUUUUCCAUAGUCUUAAAUUUCCACUUUGGUCCACAUAGCAACUUCACCUCAGUCAGUCUAGUCACUCCCUCCUCUUUCUGGUGCCUUGCAAUUUCUACAACUGUGCCCUUUGGUACACAAACUCCUAACCAAAGUUUCCCAUUUCUGUGCUUUCAA